Messenger RNA from Nicrophorus vespilloides, 801 nucleotides. RefSeq lists its product as uncharacterized. The record is from RefSeq and is a predicted model, not a curated record. Lineage: Eukaryota; Metazoa; Arthropoda; Insecta; Coleoptera; Silphidae. Bases 1 to 801 code for a protein of 266 amino acids. The transcript is spliced from 3 exons.
AUGAACAAGUUUCUGGUUUUCGCAAGUGUGCUCGUGUGCGCCUCAGCAGACAUUGGACUUAAGCUUAGGGAGGGCAGCCCGACAGGAAGUUACUUGCCUGGAGUACAAUCUGGAUCUAAUUCGUAUGGAGCGUACAGCAAUGGGCCACAGCAGCAUUACGCUCCAGGUGGAUACGCAGGCAGCUACGGAGUAGGUCCACAAGGAUACGGAGGACAAGUCUCGUACAAUACUUUCGGAGGUGCCCCACAAUACUCUGUCCAACAGAACUUUGCCGGAAUCCCACAAGCCGUCCAACACCACAGGUCCUUCUUCUUCGAUGCUCCAGAGGAUUUGGGUGAAACCCACGUCCGCGUCCACGUUCAACCGUCCGCCGCCGCCGGAGACAAGACCAUCUACAUCAGGGCCCAGCCUACAACUCAAAGAUCGUCCCACACUUCAACAUCGCUCAACAAGGAGCAACAAGACAUCGUCGUCCCAGCCGCCGUCCAAGGACCAGCCGCCAAACCAGAAGUCGUCUUCGUCAAGUACAGCAACCAGAAGGAGGCCGAGCAGAAGAUCCAGGACAUCCAAGAAGGUGCUUCCAGCGGAGACAGCGCCAAGACCGUCUUCAACCACCGCGAAUUGGUCAGCUCCAUCAAGGACGAGCCAGCUCACCAGCAUCAACACGGCAUCUCGUUCGGAGGUCCAGGCGCUUUCAUCGGUGGUUCUGCUGGUCCAAGUCACUCCUCUGGAGAAUCCGUCGGAAACGUUUCCGGUGGUGAACCGCACUACGGCCCAGCCGGAGAAAGUGGCCCAUACUAA